AUGCCUUCAACUCCUUUUCCAGCUCCAUCUUCACCUGCACGACCUGGGCUGUGCAGUCCUUGGGUAAUUGCCUCAAUUGCUAUCAUUUGCAUUAUCUUCCUGGUGUUUAGGUAUUACGGGGAACUAAAACGACUCUGCUGUGCUUUCACUGCUGCAACAUACUCUAGAAACCAGGGUCAAAGGCGACUUCUAGAUGACGGCGACUUUGAUCCUCCUCCUUCACAGAACCAGAGCAAUGCAAUGGAAUCUACCGUUAUACACUCUCUUCCCAUCUCCCAAUACAAGAAGGAAAACAAAGAAGAACCACAGCCGAGCAACACUGAUUGUGCAGUUUGCUUGGGUGAGUUUGAAGAAGGAGAUUUGCUAAGACAUCUACCAAAUUGCACACAUGCGUUCCACAUUUCUUGCAUUGACACUUGGUUUCAGUCACACUCAAGUUGCCCACUUUGCAGAUCAAGUGUUUCUGAGCUACCAAUAAGGCCAGAAUGUUCUGUAUCUAUAUCUAUGUUCACAAUGUUGGAGACCUUAAGCAGAGAAGAUUUUUCGCAGGACAGGGCAGCACAUUACCAAAUGCUACGCUCUGAGGUCCUACGAAAUUCAGCACUAAGGUAUGAACCAACAGGUGGUCUAUAA
Molecule: messenger RNA, 633 nt
Organism: Theobroma cacao (cacao)
Lineage: Eukaryota; Viridiplantae; Streptophyta; Magnoliopsida; Malvales; Malvaceae
Product: RING-H2 finger protein ATL8-like
Biological process (GO): protein ubiquitination
Molecular function (GO): transferase activity
Source: RefSeq, a predicted model, not a curated record